Messenger RNA from Homarus americanus (American lobster), 1324 nucleotides. RefSeq lists its product as uncharacterized. Lineage: Eukaryota; Metazoa; Arthropoda; Malacostraca; Decapoda; Nephropidae. The record is from RefSeq and is a predicted model, not a curated record. The transcript is spliced from 3 exons. Bases 38 to 583 code for a protein of 181 amino acids.
CAUCACAGAACGGAACACCUGGGAGUCUGCCGCCAGCAUGUCGGUGUCGCCAUUAUCACUAACGCGCCCCAUGUACAACCUGCAGAACACAUUCGCGUUCAACUUUGACACAGUGGGCCAGGACGGCCAGGCUACUAGUAGGUCCCUGGCCGCUCUCAUAAUAAUCGUCCAAAUCUUCCUUGACCACUUCCUCGAUAAGGUGGAGAAGGGUCGGAGCUACAGCGAGGAUCAGGUGGAGGUGUACGAGAGCCUGGCGUCCAAACUAACGAGUCAGUUUAAGGUGGAGGGACGCGCCUGCAUCUUCCGUUUCAUCUGUGAGCUGCAGCAGCAUCCUAUAGGUCGUUGGACGCUGGCCGGACACCUCCUCACUCUUCUCUUCACUCCUCGUGUUGUUGAGAAGGAUGGCGAUGCAGAGCUGUUGAAGGAGUACUUGGUGGCUCAGGUUCUUGGCGAGAAGGAGAACGUCGACUGCGGUUCUCUGUAUGGCUCUUGUCCCUUCAGUGUCUUCAACUACUUUGAUUCUUUCCCAAACACAACUUCUACCGCCUACACCGGUGAAGAGGAGAAUAUUCUGGUGUUGUGAAGAUGAUGAUAUAGAAGCUCUUAGUGCCUUCGGAGUAUGUCAGGUAGUCUUUAUUCAGAACAGUUGAAUCACUUAAGAAUAGUAUUUAAUACUCCUAUUCAGUAAAUAUUAAUCCUAUGACUUAAUUUACAUAAAAUUUAUGUUUAUUUCACUAGUGUUCCUAAAAAUUAUAAACUGCAUAGAAGAGAACCAGCCAGGAGUAACCCAUAUAUACGAGCACACAGGCUUUCCUAGGGACUUCCCUGUAAACCCCCAAGCCAUGGUGAUUGGUGGUAACCUAAAGAUGUUUCACUCCCCCCAUGACCACUGUAGCUUAAAAUAAGAGAUGAAGUGAUUAAGAGAUCACUGCUUGACUUAAGACAUGACAGUGUGACGGGUCACGACACUACAACUCAUUCUCCUGACUGCACAGGUAGCAUCCCAUUUAACAAUACAUUGUAAAUCAGAUUCACUGUAACAACCCCUCAAGGACUUCCCAGAAGGACAAGUGAGAUAAAAAUCAAACCGUCACAAUGGGUCACCUCGGAGUGACCCGUGAACCAAAAGCCAACAAUCACAGAGAGAAGAGGCAGAAAGACGCUCCAACGACACACACCACAAAGGAAGUUUACUUCCUUUUACAAAAAGGGAAGCAAGCUCUCACUUUACAAGCUUUCCAUUACUUAUGCAGAAUUCCAGUGUUCUCCCAAGUUACGGGAAGGAAUUCUUCACCAUAAUGAAGAUGCCUUAAAAUUUUUACCU